This is a messenger RNA of Lolium rigidum, 290 nucleotides long. RefSeq lists its product as uncharacterized. The transcript has a single exon. The record is from RefSeq and is a predicted model, not a curated record. Bases 60 to 290 code for a protein of 76 amino acids. NCBI's taxonomy places the organism in Eukaryota, Viridiplantae, Streptophyta, Magnoliopsida, Poales, Poaceae.
AUCUGCUUGUUCUCAUCGCCCUAAGAAGCUUCUGCGUUGCUACGACGUCCGACCGCAAGAUGUGGAUGAGGAAGAAGAAGGUGGGAACGGCGAGGCCGGCUGCCCGGAGGAGGAUGCCGACGUCGCUCGGCGCGCUGUGGCGGCGCGUGGUCGGGCCGGCGCGCGUCCGCAAGACCAGGACCACCACCAAGACCAAGAAGAGCAAGACCGGGUCGCUCUCGCGCGCGCUCCAGGUGUUCUCCUGCGUCCGCGGCCAUCGCAAAGGGAGGACGGCGGCGCGCCAGUAUUGA